This is a messenger RNA of Anolis sagrei ordinatus, 981 nucleotides long. It is a transcript of the gene C4H1orf52, whose product is annotated as chromosome 4 C1orf52 homolog. NCBI's taxonomy places the organism in Eukaryota, Metazoa, Chordata, Lepidosauria, Squamata, Anolidae. The record is from RefSeq and is a predicted model, not a curated record.
CCCGCCCCCUUUUCUGCCAUGGCGGAGGGGAAGGACCCGCUGGGCUUCUUCGCGGCCUACGGCGGCGGGGAGAGCUCGYGCGGGGGCUCGGACUCCGAGGGCGAGGGGAGGCCCGGCUCGGCCUCCGAGGCGCCGGCGCCGCUGCGGAAAGGCCCCGAGGGAGAAGGGGCGCGCCUGCCGGGCCCCGAGGAGCUCUUCCGCCGCGUCCACCGGCCGGCCUUCCUCUACAACCCGCUCCACAAGGAGAUCGACUGGGAGAGCCGCGUCCUGAGGGCCCCCGAGGAGCCUCCUAAGGAGUUCAAGGCCUGGACUACCAAUGCCGUGCCUCCCCCUGAGAGUUACAGCGUCAAAGAAACCAAGCCGCCUCCCCCUCCGGAGCUGGAUAUGGCAAUCAAAUGGUCCAAUAUAUACGAAGAUAAUGGUGACGAUGCUCCCAGAAAUGCAAACAAGGUCAACUUCUUACCAGAAGAUGAAGAGGAGGAACAAGUCAAAUCAGAUGAGGAAACGGAGGAAACACCUUCACUUAAGAAACGCAAACUAGAUGCUGAAGAACAAACUAAGAAAAAGAAGCAGCGGUGAAUCUGGCAGAAUUUCGAAAACGUCAUCACUGGACCUUGAUUUUUCUUUUGGAGCAGGAAAGGGGAAACCCCGCCAUGUGGCUAACAGUGCAGCACAUUUAAGGAUUCUGUAACUUGUGUGAUACAUUUUAUUUGCUCAGGUUGUUUCACUUGGAAACUUUUUAUUUUAAAGCACAAUUUCUUAGAAUAUUGUGGUAAAUACCUCCAUUCAAACAGACUUAUAGAACUUCACAGAUCAUCCAUAAAAACGAUAAAUAUGAAACUUGUGUAUAAUUUUUUAAAAUGAAGACAUGAUGGAGGGAGGUGUUUUGGAUGAUGUAUUGUGGUAACAGUGGCAUUAUUUUGAAAUGUGUGUAAACUAUGUAAAUAAGUAACUAAAAUAAAAAAUAUAUGUUUGAACAGG